UGCCUUUAAACAAGAACAUUUAGAUUUCAAGUCCCGCGCGGACGUCUGUCCUCCGCUGCUCUUUCUGCAGUUGCUCCUGACAGAUCACAAAUACAAAUCAUUCUAACACCUGUAAAGACACACAUGUGAAAGCCACUUCUACAGCAGCUCACCUCUCCUGCAGCUUGAGGUUUAUCAAGGACAAGUAUUAGGAAGACAUUCCUUUCUGACAAAAGAUUAAAAAAUGGAAGAUAAAGGCCGGUACUGUCCUGCCAUUGAGGUCAUGAUUAAUGAUUCAUAUAAUUCUUCACAGAUUAACUACUUAUUUGUGUCAAUUCAUGGUAUUUUGUCCGUGUUUGGAAUUCUGGAAAAUGCUCUCAUCGUGUGGGUCAUCGGUUUUCGAGUUCGCCGAUCCGUUGUUAGCAUCUGGAUUCUUAAUCUAGCUGCUUCUGAUUUAUUAGCAACAGUUUCUUUACCCUUCUUCACAGUGUUUAUGGCACAAGGUCAAACCUGGCCUCUUGGACGUGUUUUCUGUAAAAUUCACUCCUCCAUUUUUUUUUUGAACAUGUAUGUCAGUGGAUUUCUUCUCAGUGCAGUGAGUCUGGACCGUUGUAUUUUGGUGGUUUAUCCUGCCUGGUCCCAGAACCAUCGAAAUGUUCAACUGGCAUCAAGGGUCUGCUUCAUUAUUUGGGCACUGGCUAUCAUCAACAUAAUCCCAUUUUUUAUUUUCAGAGAUACUAUUAAUCGGCGGGAUGGAAGGAUAAUGUGCUACUACAACUACAUUCUUUAUAGCUCUCCAGACGAUGACUUGGACUUCCUUUGUCGUUUAAGGCAUGUUAUGCUAGCCUUUAUCAAAUUCAUUAUAUCAUUUUUUAUUCCUUUGCUUGUAAUAAUUUGUAGCUACACAAUUGUCAGUUUAAAUAUUAAGAAACGUGGCAGGAAACCAACCUCCCGUUUCUUCCGGUUAAUAGUGUGUGUCAUCAUCUCAUUUGUACUCUUCUGGCUUCCUUACCACAUUUUCAGCAUUUUGGAGUCUUUCUUAUCCUACAAUUCAAAACUUUAUAAAGUUGUAGAGCGCAUCCUUCAAUUGGUGUCUACCUUGACUUUUAUGAAUUGCAUCAUCAAUCCUUUUUUGUAUGUAUUUAGCUGCCCUGAUUUCACAGCAAAAAUCCGCCAAUCUCUAAGUACAGUGAUGGAAACUGUUUUGAUGGAUGAGACUGAGAUCUACCAGCGUCGGAGCACCACUCACUCCUCCAUCAGCUCAAGUGAUGUAUUUACUCGGAGUUAUAAAUUCCACUGGAAGAAAAGCAGGAACAGUGGGAAAUUUAAACAAGGAGGAGAGGAACUUCCAGUAGUGUUCUAAGCAAUGUUUUAAUGGGUGUCUCACAGGUUUUUGAUCAUAUGAAGAGCAAUGUGAAUUGAAAAAUAUCUCUGCGUCUGUGUUAUGGGCAGUAGUUAUGAUCAAAAAUUACUGCGUUCAGACUUUCUGUAUGGGACUGGCUCAUCAAUUUUAAUUUGACAUUGCUUUUUAAAGAACUUUUUUUUUAAUGCUCCUGAAUGGAAGUACUAUACAAAAUCAUUUUUGAAAACACAUCCAAAUGAGGAACACACAAAGCAUGGUGAAGUCAAGGUCUCUCAACGUGCUCCUAAACAUGUAAGAUAUCAUUGAUCAUGGAUUACAUAGUUAGAAGUUAACAUUUCAAUGACUGGGAAGACUGAUUGCUGGGGCAGGGCAUGUUUCACUAGGAUCAGAGUCCAAAGGGACAUUGGGAUGGAACUCAAAGGAAUGAAUGUCAUUAGCAAAAUGGGAUGGACAGUCAGAAGGAUGACCAUCAUCAGCAAAAUGUAACAGUGGUCUAAAGUGCAGACUCCUUACUCUCCUGAUAUUCAUUCAGUAGUUUAUGACCAUAAAAAUCAGAUAAAUGUUCCAUAAAUUCAGUAGAUGCUUAACAGAUGAUUGACUUGAAAUCAUUAUAAUCAUUUGAAUUAAUAUUUUAGUUUAGACAGCAUUGUGUGAUUGCAAUGGCUUGGUUAAAGGAAUCCAAUUAAGGCACAGAAAGGGACCAUGCCAGUGAGAUUUAAGCUUUUUUUCUGUUCUUUCACCAGAGAAACAAUGUCCUUAGUAGACUAGCCAAGAAUGCCUCAUAAAAGGAACUGGAAUUUUCCAAAUAUUGACUGAGGGAAUCAGUCAGCUCAAACUUAAAUCAUUAAGCCAGAUUUACUGCAUUUCAACAAGAGGUCCCUACAAGUGUAGAAGGACUAGUGAGGCCCCAUGACCGAGAUGACUAUUUAUCAAUUGAGUUAAAUAGUAUUAAUAAUGGGGAAUGCUGGUUCCUGAAGCUGUUAUCUCCUCCAACUGUGUUUCAUCAAAGGUUGGAUAUUUGGAAUUCAACACAGCAGAUUGCAAAAUUCAAGGUGCAAAAGAAAAGAAAAAAAUAAUAAUAAUGCAUCUGGUAAUACCUGUUCAGAGUGUGCAACAGACUAAUGAGCGGCAGUCACAUGAAUCCUGAAUGUUAUUUGCAUGUGUGUCCCCAACAAUGGAGUAUUCUAGAUGUUACAAAGUAUCUUUCUGGCAUGGUUUGGUAGGCUCAUUUCUUCAAAAAAUAACAUUCUUUCAAUGCACUAGAAUGUAUUUCCAGAUCCUGUUAAUUAGAAUGGAAUACCUCUAUCCAAAUAACAUGAGAGGUUGCCCAGUGAUAUGUAAAUUCUUCCAUGUGUCAUCCAUCCAUCCAUUUUCCAACCCACUAUAUUCCUAACUACAGGGUCACGGGGGUCUGCUGGAGCCAAUCCCAGCCAACACAGGGCACAAGGCUGGAACCAAUCCCAGGCAGGGUGCCAACCCACUGCAGGACACACACAAACACACACCAAGCACACACUAGGGCCAAUUUAGAACUGCCCAUCCACCUAACCUGCAUGUCUUUGGACUUUGGGAGGAAACCGGAGCGCCCGGAGGAAACCCACACAGACACGGGGAGAACAUGCAAACUCCAUGCAGGGAGGACUCAGGAAGCGAACCCAGAUCUCCCAACUGCGAGGCAGCAGCGCUACCCAUUGCGCCACCCCAUGUGUCAUUGCCUUCUUAGUAUUUUCAGUCAGUCAGUCAUUGUCCAAUCCGCUAUAUCCUAAAAGUAAACCUAAUUCUGCAUUUGCUGCAGAUCAAAGAGAAUAUCUGACCAUAAGAAGAAGCAUGUUGCUGCAUCCUUCUUGCAGAAUUUCACAUACAAGCUGAUUUUAUACACCAUAUGCGUCCCUCCAGGUGAUGGCAGUUCAAGUUGUUUGUGAAUAUGCACCACAUGAUAUCCACAAAUAAACAUCCUGAGUUUAAAUGACAUUUUCUUUUCCUUACCCAUAGUAUUAGUCUUCAUCAGUUGAAAUAUGAAAAUUCAAACUAUGUGAACUACAAAAACAUAAAUACUUCUACGACCAAGAGUUUCCAAAAGAGAGAAAGAAGUGAAUGUGAAAAUUUGCUUUUUCAAAUAAUUGGAUCAUUAAACCAGAUGGAGUUACAAGUAAAUGAAGCUUCAACUUCAGUUCUUGCUUGAAGAGAAUCCAUGCCUAGCAAAUUUCAGCUAAAUGAUGAAUGGAUGGACUUGGCAAUUAUUUUUGAAUUUGAAAGAAAUGAAGGCUUUGUAUAAAAAAUUAUUUGAAAUAGACAUUUUUAUUAUGUUAUUGCUGUAUUUUGAAAUUGUUCCUCUUACCUUUUGCAUUAUGUGAGAUUUCUACUGAGAUGUUUCUCUUUUUAUAUUUUUUGUGUAUUUUACGAGUAUUUCCAUCUUUGGAUCUCAUUCUCAAUUUACCUGCAAAACUCUGCAUACCUUUAUGUUUUUAAUGAAGGACACAAAAGGGUCACAAGUAACCACAUAACUGUCUCAUGUGAUGCCUUGCCCCACAUACAUUUUAAAGUCCCCUUUCGUGUCUAAGAGACAUAAUAUUUUCAAAGUAGUGGUUGGGCCGAGUGUCAUAGCAGGGCACUGAAACAGAAAGAAUGGCAGUUAAUUACUGCUGAUCAUGAGGAUCGCCACAUUUACUGAUUUGACAAAAUUGUUAAUUUCUUAAUUAAAGAACACCAUAUUAAGUGAAUGAAAUAUGAACCUUAAAUUAAAUAGUAAAACCAGAGGGUAUCAUUUAUAUUGGUGUUCCAUUUUCUUUAAAUAAAGUGUGCAGCACAUGCAGCACACUUAUGAGGAAAGUGUAUUAUAUAUGAAAAUUACUUAUUUGACAAUUGCAGUUACUUCUUAUUAAGAAUUUUUUUUUCUCUAUGAAAAUCUAUUGACAACUUAUGUAUUAAGAUGCAUCAGAAAAUAUCAUAAUUAGAUUAUUUGAAGAUAGUGGUUUAAAAUCUAAGAUUUGUUUUUGCUUAUGUCUUCUUAACUAUGACAUGACUUGUCUUGCAUGAAUGUAAUUAUACUUGAGACUUGACUUGAAACUUGAAGGCUGGACUUGAAGCUUACUUGAGACUUACAUAUGUAAGACUGGGUGCCACCUCUAUGUGAGGCAGAAUUGCUAGAAACUGAUACUUUUUCAGAAUGUAACUCAUUUUAUAACAAAAUGAUGAAUGUAUGUUAGUUUUUGUUUGUUACAUCUUAGUCUGUGCUUCUGUAUUCAAACAUAUUUUAAUGCCUCUCACUUCAUUAUGGACACAUUUUUGGUAAACCUUAAAUAAAAUAUAUCAUAUCCAACUUAAGCAAUUUAAGUCUUGUUAGAAUGAUAUUACUAUUGUGCUAAAUGAACAUGAAACCAAAUGA
Molecule: messenger RNA, 4727 nt
Organism: Erpetoichthys calabaricus (reedfish)
Lineage: Eukaryota; Metazoa; Chordata; Cladistia; Polypteriformes; Polypteridae
Product: prostaglandin D2 receptor 2
Exons: 3
Coding region: 224-1342 (372 amino acids)
Biological process (GO): inflammatory response; phospholipase C-activating G protein-coupled receptor signaling pathway; positive regulation of cytosolic calcium ion concentration
Cellular component (GO): plasma membrane
Molecular function (GO): G protein-coupled receptor activity; complement receptor activity
Source: RefSeq, a predicted model, not a curated record